Messenger RNA from Schistocerca piceifrons (Central American locust), 5232 nucleotides. RefSeq names its product serine/threonine-protein kinase tousled-like 2. Gene Ontology annotation, cellular component: nucleus. The transcript is spliced from 15 exons. Gene Ontology annotation, molecular function: ATP binding; protein serine/threonine kinase activity. Gene Ontology annotation, biological process: peptidyl-serine phosphorylation; chromosome segregation; intracellular signal transduction. The coding region runs from base 1161 to 3365 and encodes 734 amino acids. Lineage: Eukaryota; Metazoa; Arthropoda; Insecta; Orthoptera; Acrididae. The record is from RefSeq and is a predicted model, not a curated record.
AGGACGACUGUGACGAUGCAGCGUGCUUUCUGCUGAUCAUAUGGUGGACGACGAAUUGUGUAACUCCAGUGAACAGAAACUAAAUACAGUGUGCACUCGUCGGGGUAGAAUGUCUGUUUUUGCUAUGCUGGCCGUCAUAGUGUUUCAUGUUAGAGCAACCAUCAAGACAGGCAGGAGUCACCAACUUUGUGCUUUCGAAGCAAAAUAAAAACAUUGUUGCGUACAUAUGCGUUACACUCGCAGCUUGCCACCAUUGAUUUUAGAGCUUGCUCAGUCAAUGUCGGAAUGUUUCCCUCUCUGUCCCGUUGAGGAGUAGGUAGGGGGCACGGCCGGAGGAGGGGCGACCCUGCUCGUAUAGUCAAGUGUGUUGUAUAUGCUGCCGCCGCGCGAUAGGCAUGGCGCGGCGACAUCUUGCCCUCCUGUAUUCGCGUCGCCGCUGUGACCUGUAGCAGUAUGAGGCGGAUUCCUAAAUCGCCACCUUCGCUGUUACGGAAACAAAUAUGGCCGCCCGCUCUUCCGCUGCUCCUGUGCGGAACUCGACAGUGCAGCGGACACUGUUAUCUUCUGCCCGUAUUGUUUUAAGUGUGUGCGUACGUGUGUACCAAGAGAAUAGUGCACUUCUUCACAUUCAAUUCCGCCGACCGUCGGUUGCACUUCGAUGAGUUCGACAGUUUCUGGAAGUAAAUAUAGUAGUGGUAGCAGUGUCGUCUUUUAAUCCUACGCUUGUCAUAGAGAUGUAGCCGAAUGUGACCGUGUGUAAACGCGAGUGAAUAUCUGGAAGAAGGUCGAGAUGGGCGAACGACUCUCCCCUCUCCCGCAUUUCCUCCAUUUUGUCGUGAAUCUGAUCCAUCAGCCGUAAAUUUUGUUCUGAUCGUAACUACUAUCAAGUGUUGUUACUUAAGUUUACUCAUACAUGAACUGAUCAUACUGAAAAUGUGUAACGCUAAAAUCAUGUUAUGUAGAUCGCCGUUGUAUAUGGGCAGAUUUCCUAAAACUAGGUUAUAAACACAUUGAUGGUAGCUAUGUUCUUAACCUUCAGUGAAACUGUGAAAAGAUAAGUGAGGCCAGGCCUCGACCUAGAAGAAUGCCACCAGCUGACUGGGAGUUUCGUAUGAGAGUCAUCAGACUGGAAACCUACAUUUAUGAAAUGAUUUUCUGUGAUGUCAGCUGGUUCUCAAAUUCAGAUGGCACCACAGACAAAUGUCAAUUCGGGCCAACCAGUUCAUAGUCAAGACUCCAAUAUGAGUACAGGUUCAUCUCACAGUGACAAAGAGGUGGACCCAAAUACUCCAGAGAAACUCCCUCGUUCAGCUUCAGAGCAAAGAAAGCGUAAGCGAAAGGUGGAUGAUGGAGGAGGGGGAACGGUUGUGGGUGCGGGAGUACCAGUGGGGGCAAAGGGGGCAAGGGCAAGUGACAACAAGAAGAUGACAGAAUAUUUCCCAAAGCAUGCGAGCAACAGUCCGAUUAGGCACGGGGGCUCUAAAAGUCCAUCACCACAGCAAGGGUUUAUGUCACUUUUGUUACAGUACCCACCAUCACCACAACCAAUACUACAGUCCCCACAGACACCAGUUCAGGGUGUACCACCAGAGUACAGUAUGAUGCACCCUCCUAGGCCUCCACCUACGGUCAGCAAGCAUGUUCAGACUGAAUUAACAUGCCAAAGGAUACAAGAGUUUGAGACACAGGCUUCGUCUGACCUCGAGUUGCGGAACAAUAAAAUAGAUGAGCUGAACCGGUCAAUGGAGGAGAUGAGGCACCAAAUAGCUCAUCAACAGAAACAAAUGGAGCAGCAUAAAUCUCACAUAAAUAAAUGUAUAGACGUUGUGAAGAAGUUACUAAAGGAGAAAUCAAAUAUUGAGAAGAAAGAAGCACGGCAGAAAUGUAUGCAAAACAGAUUGCGUUUGGGUCAGUUUGUUACUCAGAGGGUAGGGGCAACUUUCCAAGAGAACUGGACAGAUGGAUAUGCUUUCCAGGAGCUUGCCAGGCGACAAGAAGAAAUUACUGCAGAAAGAGAAGAAAUAGAUAGGCAAAAGAAAAUGCUCUUAAAAAGGAGGCCAUCAAAUAAUGAAACGGGUCGGAAACGUAAUAGUGGUCAAGCAAGUCAAGGAGCAGCUAUCCUGCAUAAUGGUACGGAUGCCACGUUCCUGAAGCCUGAUGCUGUUCCAGGCCUCUCUUGGCAAGAAUACUAUGAGUCUGAUGAAAUUCUUAAGCUGCGGCAAAGUGCCCUGAAAAAAGAAGACUCAGAUCUGCAGCUAGAAAUGGAGAAACUGGAACGGGAACGAAACCUUCAUAUUCGCGAAUUGAAAAGAAUUCACAAUGAAGACCAGUCUCGUUUCAAUAACCAUCCUGUGCUGAAUGAAAGGUACCUCUUGUUAAUGCUGCUGGGUAAAGGUGGAUUCAGUGAAGUUCAUAAGGCCUUUGACUUGAAAGAGCAGAGGUACGUAGCAUGCAAGGUACACCAAUUAAAUAAAGACUGGAAGGAAGAUAAGAAAGCUAAUUACAUCAAACAUGCACUGAGGGAAUACAACAUUCAUAAAGCGCUCGAUCAUCCUAGGGUUGUUAAGUUGUAUGAUGUAUUUGAAAUAGAUGCCAAUUCGUUUUGUACUGUUCUUGAAUACUGUGAUGGCCAUGACCUGGAUUUUUAUUUGAAACAGCAUAAAACAAUUCCAGAAAGAGAAGCUCGCUCCAUUGUGAUGCAGGUUGUCUCUGCUCUGAAAUACCUCAAUGAGAUAAAGCCCCCUGUUAUUCAUUAUGACCUGAAACCUGGAAAUAUCUUACUUACUGAAGGCAAUGUCUGUGGAGAAAUCAAAAUUACAGACUUUGGUUUGAGUAAAGUAAUGGAUGAAGAAAAUUAUAAUCCUGAUCAUGGUAUGGAUUUGACAUCACAAGGAGCUGGCACUUACUGGUAUCUGCCUCCAGAGUGUUUUGUAGUAGGAAAGAACCCCCCAAAAAUAUCUUCGAAGGUUGAUGUGUGGAGUGUGGGAGUAAUAUUUUAUCAGUGUCUUUAUGGAAAAAAGCCAUUUGGACACAACCAGUCACAAGCUACAAUCCUAGAAGAGAAUACAAUACUGAAAGCAACUGAAGUUCAGUUUGCAAAUAAACCAACAGUUACAAAUGAAGCCAAGAGUUUCAUCCGAAGCUGCUUGGCCUACCGAAAAGAAGACAGAAUAGAUGUUUUCGCAUUAGCUCGUCACGAGUACCUGCAGCCACCCAUGCCAAAGCAUGUAAGGCAGAACAGUAGUCAGCAACAGUUGCAGCAGGCUGUUGCAGCGCAGCAGCAACAGCAGCAGCAGCAGCAGCAACAACAACAGUCAUUCAGCACAGGAAUGUUCGGUGGCAUGAACGCAUCAAGUUCAUCGUAGUGUAUGUGUGGCGCGUGUGCCGUGCCGUGUUGUGCUGGGGGGCCCACAGACAGUUUUAGGGCAACGUGGAUGACAUUUUCUUAUUUACGCGUUAAUAAACAAACAUAUUUUCAGCAAAACAGACCAGCUAUGGGACAAAGUGCUGCUCAUUUUCCUCUUCCAGUCUGGUUUUUAUUCAUUUUAUGCCCUCGCAGAGGCCUGUUUUCACCCAUGAAGCGCAGUUUAUUUUAUUUAUUCUCCUUUACAAAUAUAUUACAUCAUUAGAAGCAGGAAAUAAAACUCCAAAAAGUGCUCUCAAGUACGUAACUCUUGGUAUAGUUCCAGCGUAGGACAGUGCUCCAUUUAUUUUGUGUCACUAGGCAGUAGGAUAUGUAAACUGAUGCUAAAUGAUAUUUGCUUUAGACAUGUUCAGUAAUUCUAUAUUAAGAUAAAUAUUGAAGUUUUUACAUGGAAUGCAGAACAUUACAUGAAAGUAAAUCUCAUGGAGUGCUCAUUUGCUUUCCACCUGGCACAGUGUCAUUUGCAGAAUGCAUGCCAUUAGUUAAGCAGUGAAUUUAUAUGUGCUCAAACUUAAUAGAAAAUCUUGUGAUGUUAGUCUGAUGAAUGAACUGACUUUUUAAUGAAUGAUCUGUGAUAUAAAUGUGAUUGUACACAUUUUCUUAAACGUGACAGAUUUUAGUUAACUGAUAUGUUUUAAUGUCCAGUUUAAUUUAUUAUCAUGUUGUAGCUCAUAAUUACAUUGUUUUCCAUUUGCCAUAUAUUUUGUAAAAUUAAAACUGUAGCUGUAUUGUUUUGCAUUAUUUUGGCAGGUGGGAAGCAGAUACAGUUUUCAGUUGCAUUUGUAAAUGAAUUGUGCAGGAAGAUUUUUAACAUGAUUUCUGUACAGUGGAACUGACUAAAUGAAAUAAGUUUGCAAGAAGUAAUGUGAUGUUCUGCGGUAUUUCAGGCAAAUUAAUAUUUGGAGCAAGAAAUUUAUGGUUAAAUCUCUAUAUAAUACAUACAUAUUCUGACCUACAUUUGCACAGAAUAAUGUAAACCAUUCAUAAUAGAACUUAACAGAUCAACUGAUAAUGUUCUGGUCUAGGAAAUCUGUCUUUCUAGUACUGGUAAAUGUUUCUGUUCUGUUGUGUUGCACACCACACGUCUUUAAUCAUGUUGUUUACUGUUGUUUUGAAUAGUGAGUUCCCUAUACUGAAGUGCUUUAUUGGUGCUCGAUGAUGUUCGCUCCUCCUGGGAGAAUGUGCGCAGGACAAUAUUUUUGCGGCACCUUAAGAAGUUCCUCGUUGUAGUGUAGAGGCACUGCCAGUGGGAUGCUUGUAUAGAGCAGAGGGGGGGAGAAAUACUUGUGUAUGUAUGUGUAUAUGUAUAUAUCUAUAAAUAAAACAAAUCCCUGCCCUCAUCUGCUGGGACAGCAAAGUUAUUCGGUGAGCUUAUCGUUGAAUCAAAGUUCACUGAAGUGUUAAUGAAGUGAACUGUUUGUUUGACUUUCUCUACUGGAUCAUAAAAGUAGGGAUGUGUAUGUUUUCUGUUUUGUUAUUCCCGUGUGGAAGUGAACACUGUGUAUACAUAUGUAGUGUAAAGCUUUAGUAACUUGAAAAGUGCGAGUGCAGGUGUGUGUGAAGUAUUCCGUGAAUAUUUCAACACUUCUCUCUUCCCAUCCCCCUGCUGAUGCUUCUUCUGCUGCUUCCGUGUUGACAAAAUGUCACUGGUCCAUAUGAUUUAAAUUUUAUUUCCUGUCUGGUUUUGUAAAAACAUAAUUGUUGAUUUCGAAAACAAUUUUUACAACAUGGAAACCACUGAAUUGUGUAAUAGUCUGAGUAAAAAGUGGUAAUGUAUUUAAAAUUAUAUAAAAGGCAACUCAAAUUAA